Molecule: messenger RNA, 3807 nt
Organism: Haplochromis burtoni (Burton's mouthbrooder)
Lineage: Eukaryota; Metazoa; Chordata; Actinopteri; Cichliformes; Cichlidae
Gene: setmar
Product: SET domain and mariner transposase fusion gene
Exons: 2
Coding region: 25-975 (316 amino acids)
Cellular component (GO): nucleus
Molecular function (GO): zinc ion binding; protein binding; histone H3K9 methyltransferase activity
Source: RefSeq, a predicted model, not a curated record
ACCACCAGAGGGCGAAAGUUGCUAAUGAAGCCACCGGAAGUUGGUUUGUUGACAUCUGUAGCAGAUUCGCUGUUUCAGGCAGCUACAGGAAUGAAUGUGACUGACGCGCACGGCGGUGAUCUGAGUCGAGGUCUGGAGGAGGUUCCCGUUUUAUUUGAAGGACUGGCAUUUCAUACUUUUCAGUACUCUCCAGAUAACGUUCAGGGGCCAGGAUCCACUGAAGACCCCAGUGAAGUUACCCUUCCUGGAUGCUCCUGCCUUUCCCACUCGUGCUGCAUUGACAGCUGUUCCUGCCUGCAGACCCAUGGCCAGACGUAUGACAGCACAGGCACGCUGCUCAACCUCAACAGAACAGACUCGGGUUUCUGCUCACCUGUAUUUGAGUGUAAUGCCCUUUGCACCUGCAGUGACGAUUGCUCUAACCGGGUGGUGCAGAGAGGGCUGCGGUUUAGGUUGCAAGUGUACAAAACCCAGGACAGGGGCUGGGGAGUCCGGACACUAGAGAAAAUCUCACACGGGGCAUUUGUAUGUGAGUAUGCAGGGGAGGUGAUCAGUUUUGAGGAGGCCAGGCGCCGACAGCUUGCCCAGAGAUCUGAAGAAAAUAAUUACAUUAUCGCUGUAAGGGAGCACGCGGGCACGGGCUCCGUCACUGAGACGUUUGUGGACCCCGCCCAGGUGGGAAACGUGGGUCGCUUUCUCAACCACUCCUGCAUGCCUAAUCUGGUCAUGGUGCCAGUGCGUGUGCACUCUGUAAUUCCCAGAUUGGCGCUUUUUGCUGGACGGGACAUUGAAGCUCAGGAGGAGCUGACAUUCGACUACUCAGGAGGAUACAGUAACCAGCGUCCUGCAGAGCUGCUGCCCAUGCAAAGUGAUGCACAGGCCAGGAGGACAGAUGGACUCCAGAAGAAAGUGUGUCGCUGUGGUUCCAACAACUGCACACAAUUCCUUCCUCUGGAUUUAUCCAUUCUCAGCUGAAAUUAUCAUGAACAUUGGGGAAAGAUUACUGUAAAACAAGAGACCUUCAGCUUUUCUUUUCUUUUGUUCUGAUGCUUAUUAAUUCAUGUCUUUGUGUUCUUAAAAUCUUCAUUAAUUCAGCUGCUUGUUAGCACAAGACAACGCAGCAUGUUGGUGGCUCCAUGAACACAAUGAGCUGGAUGAGUCAUGUCUGUGCCCAUCUCUGCUUCCUUCCUGUUUGGUCCCCUGAGUGUCUGCUGACCUGCCACUGUCUUAAUGCCGUCUCCCACUAACUGCGAGAUGAUGCAAUGAAAACAAGAACAAUUAGAUUCUUGCUGACAUUCUUAUCUGUUCUUUCACUUGUAUAAUCUAUUUCAUGUAUUAGGACAGGCUUGUUCCCAGGUGAUUUACAGUCUUAUAGUUAUUGUCCUGUCCUGGCCCAUUUCUCACACCAUACAUGAUUCUGGAAGAAGUAGUGAAGUCAUUUGCACUGGCAGGUGUGAAAGAAUGAUGUUUAAUAGGUUUCCUUUUAUAGUCACAUAGGAUCAAGAUUGGAACCUCUGGUAGAGCUCAGUGCAAGUAAAGACGUGAGAUGUUUUAUUCCAAAAAGAAAAACUCACAUAAAAGGUGAUAAUUGUCAUUUGUCUCCAUCUGCUUGACAUGUCUCUGUUGUCGUUGUGCUACACAGCCACCUUUCAUAGAUAUCCUCAGCUUCUCAUAGCACUCAAACCUCAAGAGAAGUGGGACCAAUUAAAAAGAGCCGCGGGGUAUAGUUUAUAUAGAAACAGACCUUAUUCCCCUGUCGGAGGGGGGGCAAGGUGUCCCACUUAAGUGUGACCAUUCUGAAAUCAGAACCUUCUCUCAAUCUGCCCCAUUUCUAGUCUAGACCUGCUUUCAUCUUAUUAAUAUCCACAUCUGGGUUAAUUAGGAUGGAGACCAUGUUUCAUCCAGAAAUGGGACCAGUACUCCAGCCACAGUGGGGCUGAGAAAGACCAGCGGCAGUGGUGGUGGUGGUGGAAGGAGUGGCAGUCUUCUGUUAAUUGGAGACCGCUGUCAAGUUGAUUGGUUUUCGUGUCACCCAGUGGAGAAGCAAAGUGCCGUAUCAACCUAUAUUCCUUCCUCUCUUAGGGUUACCUGGAAUUCUUUCUGUUCGUUGAGCCUAAUCUGAUCCACAUUCAAACUUAAAGGAGUCAUUUGGAUUUCUAAUAUUUUUCUUCCAAAGAGUUGGAUGAGAAGAUCCCUUGCAUCAGUCUGGACAUUUGAAAAACACCCCAGCUUUAAAGCAUUUUUAAAAUGUGCUAAAUUAAACUUUGGGUAUUAUAAAAAAAAAUACACAACAUGUCUGACACCUCCCCUGUCUGACUCCAGUAACACAGUACAAAUGUCCAGUGUUAUACAGCAGAUGCUAACAUGUAGCAUGUAGUCAGAAAUAGCCAGGCAAAGUGUCUGGAUGCUGCUGAGCCUGUGGCCUUGGACUCAACAUUAACAGAGAAAUGCAGAAAAGGAGUAAUUGUGCAUAUGUAACAUAAAAGAGAAGAGUGUACAAAGUUAUACAUCAUAUUAUAUAUCAUUUGUAUAACUCGUGUGUGCAGCAUCUGCUAUGUCUUUAGUUUAAGGUCAAGUCCUUAGAAUUCUUCUGGUCUUUUCUUUGUUUUGCCUUUUUGAAAAAUUAGAUUCCACUGUCAGUGCAAACAAAAAAAGACAAAAAACAAAAAAAAAAGAACAGAGUGUAAGAAGAAAAACAAUCGGUCUUCAAAAUCAUGACUCAUGUCAUUUUAUUUUGAGUCAAUGUCCCUGGAAUCCCCAUGGCAACCGGCUGUGUGUACAGGCGGUGGUUUGGACAGCAGCGGUUGGUUCGGAGGUGCACGAUGGAUGAGCUCAAAUCCUGGCUGCUACAUGUAUGGCUCCUUUCCAGGGUUGUCACCUAGCAACCAGCAGUUAAUCACAUGAGGUGAACUUCCCUACCAGACACCCUCCCAGCUCCCUCCACCAGUCGGGGGAAAAAAAUAAGCCAAACAUGCUUUACAGUGCCAUGUCACUGUGGGACUGGAUUUUGACCGUAGACUGCGGUCAUUGUUUCUGCAUGUGUGUGGUAGCGGCUUGAAUCAGUGUUCAGGACAAAUCAAGAAACUGGAAUGUCCAAAAAAUUCCACAAUAGGAUGACGUGCUGUUUCAUACCAGUGUGACUAAAAUGUACUCUUUUGGAUCUUUUCGAGAAUUUUUGGUAUUUAUUUUAUGAAAUGUUACUUGGAUAUCUGCAUAAAGAACUUCUGCUAACAUAACUUCAAAGUGAGACUGUGCAACCUUUGACAGUACACAUUCUUUUUUGUAGCGGGUCAUUCAUAAAUUAAAUAGCUCUGAAUACUAAAAACAUGCACUACAGCUCUAUAUUGGGUUUCUAUGUGGUGUCAGAAUCCUAAAUUGGGAAAUUUAAGAACAUGUCAAAAUACAGCAUUCAAGUUAUUGCUGUGUAACUGAAAUUAGUUAACCGACUCCAAGAAUUUAUUGCUGCGUUAGAAUGGUGCAGAUAAACAUGUCAUGGGUUAUCGCUGAAGUAAAACAAAAAGCAAACACUGUAGCUGGGUAGAUGGCAUGUUUGUACCUUCCUGUUUAUGAUCUUUGUUUUCUCAGAGUGCCUCAUGAUGAUGGAUUUAGUAACGGUUAAUUCAUCAUAGAAAUAAGUUUCAUGUCUUUUCUGUAGAAAGUUCAGUGACAAUUUUAACACUGUCUCUUUUGCAAAGGGUAAACAAGCAGUUAGUCACCAUACUUAGCAUUAGGACAGAAAAUGGCUUCCCGCAAUGCACUAUUUCUUCUUCACUCAUCUCUUUGUCACUCUGUGUUUAUACAAAACUC